UUGGGACGACCAAACACAAUUAUGAAUGAGGAGAAAAGGUCCAUUUGGACAUCUGUGGCUCUUGCCAAUGCUCUGAACGACAUUGGCGUCAAUGUGGAAACGAUUCAAUUGAGAAGAGCAACGUGGCUUUAUAUUGAAGCUUUGUUCACCAUCAAGGAAAAGGCAAUGGACAGCGAUGUUGAUGUAUACAUUUUUGGAAGCCAAACCGAAGGUACUACGACAGAUGAUAUGCACUCAGACAUGGAUAUGUUAAAGAACGACAGAACAGUGUCGGUUAUUUAUGACAUCGCAGACUGGAAGUUUGGGCCCGUCCAGUUAUUUAUGGUUAUGGACAUGUCGAGUCCGCCCCAGUGUUGCUGUCUGCAAGGCGUUCAGCUUAUUAAUCCUGAAUUGGUGACGGAGAGAAAGCUUCCAGAUCAUCAUAUAGAUGCUCAAGGGCGGGUAUUCGUGAAAAACACUCUGAACGAAAUGGGGGACCAAUGGGGGUGCGAUCUAUAUGGUAUUAGCCAUGUUAGACAUGGUCCUUCGCGAACCUUGGGCGAAGUGAUAGAUUUGGUCCGAGCAUUUCACUGUGCAAAACUGCCUGCAGAUUGUCAGUUUAUUUUCCGAAGACCAAAGCCCGGGCAUUGGCCUAGCCAGGAAUUGUUGACACAGCUAAAGGAUAGCGGGGUAUUCCUUGUUCCGACUGCUCUUGUUGAGAACACAACAAACUGGGACCCUGGUCAUCACCUAGCAACAUUAACAGUGCGAACCUAUGGCAACUCUCAUGAGCUUUAUUGGAGAUUAUCUACCAAUUUUAUGGAGCGACUUUUGAUGUUCGAUCUUACAAUAACGCAAAUUAAAGUGUACGUAGUCAUGAAAAUGAUCAGAAAAGAGUUUUGCAUGCCGCUUGUUGGAGACCGCUUAAGCACGUUUCACUUGAAAACUGCAUUGCUGUAUAGUGUGGAAAGGUCUCCGCACUGCGUUUGGAAAGAUGACAAUCUUAUCCAAUGUUUGAAACUUUGUUUGACAACAUUAAGGCGAUGGUUAAAAGUGCGAUAUUGUCCACAUUACACGACGGCUAAUGUGAAUUUAUUUGCCGGUAAACUUCGAUGGAAUGAGUUUCCCGUAUUGGUAAAAUUAUUCACGGAUAUAAUCCGUAACGAUGUGUCUUGUUUGCAUAAUGUCAAAAUGGACGAUCUUGGUAACCGUUUAUCAUCGAUUUCCACAGACAGUACAUGUGGGAUUUUAUGUGAAUAUCUGGAUAUCUUUGUUGCCGGAAAGUUGUUUCAAUAUCUGAUCCUUAACGUGUGCGUCUAUAUGCCCUUAACUGGGUUGUUCCGAGCAGCAGGUACAUUAGAAGUAUUAUAUUAUAAUUCCCAGAUAGUUCAAAAUCUUGAAACAAUGCAUAAAACUUGCAAUGAAACCAUUCGUUCAGCAGUUUCUAUUGUAUUACCAUUCCAUUAUUCCAUUCAGGCUUCAAUGAAAGCAUCGCUCAGUAUCGGUCAGAAUCAAAUAUUACCAGAGGAGAUAUUCACAUUGUGUAAUAAGUCUCUCACGUCCGACGUGACCUCGAGUCGCCUCAAGUUGGCGUCGAUAUAUUUCUCGUUACGGCGUUUUAAAGAGGCAGAUGCAAUUCUGAGGCAAGUAGACGCUCUUAUUUCUAACAAAGUUAUGCAUUACAGACCUUUCAGGGAAUUUAAGUUAGACUCAGACGUGCUUAAACGGCGAAAAGAGUUCCCAGACAUUUUGCAAAACGAGAUUGCUAUGUGUACGAUUUUUAGCCGGCACGAAAUAAAUUGUGUCCCAGGGCAGCUGGUCGCUGAGUUCUAUAGAACGGUAACGAAGGAGGAUGCAGAACACCGUCACCAAAUUGUCUUUAAUGUCUGGUUGGACCAUGCAGUGGUUGAUUCGAAGACGUACAUGUAUUACCUUAAGUAUUUAACAUCACAACUUAAUGGAUUUAUCAGCGACAAGCACAGUGCGUUUGACCAUCUCCAAGAUCACGUGUUUUCAGAUCUCGAAGAUCAUUUGAAUAAAGAUGACGUGUUUUCAGACGAAGUCAUGUUAGCUCAUUUCGAAACCUCACUUAAUCUGCUAGGACAUUGUUGGGAGCUGGAGGGCGGGUUGUCAAACGCUUGGCAUUGCUAUCAUAUCUCAGUGAGAAUUAAACCGCACAACAACGCCGCUUACUGGCACAUGUUUAGAAUGAUUGGGGGCCUCAUUUAUGGGCCUUGAAAUGUUAUCCAGCUUACAUUGUGCUACUCAGUGUGCAAAUAUACAUGGACAAAAUAGAUAACAUUCGAUCAUUGUCCCCUUUCGGUUUCACCGGAGGCGACUUAUUGUUUGCGCUCUGUCUGUCUGUCUGUCUGUCAGUCACACUUUUCUGGAUCCUGCGAUAACUUUAAAAGUUCUUAAUAUUUUUUCUUGAAACUUGCAACAUGGAUAGAUCGCAAUAUGGACAUUAUGCACGUCAUUUCAUUUUGUUCCUACGCAAAAAUUCUGGUUGCUAUUGCAACAAAUAGACUAGAAUUACUUCUGAAAAUGGUGGUUUUCUGGAUCCUGCGAUAACUUUAAAAGUUCUUAAUAUUUUUUCAUGAAACUUGAAACAUGGAUAGAUGGCAAGAUGGACAUUAUUCACAUAAUUAAAUUGUGUUCAUACGUCAAAAAUUCUGGUUGCUAUGGCAACAAAUAAACACAAUAAUUCUGACAAUGGUGGGAUUUCUGACAAUGGUGGAGCCGGUAGGGGACUAUAUUGCUUGGCAAUAGUCUUGUAUAUACUGUGUUAUACUGUGUAAUAUUUACAAGAUCGGUAAGGAUCACAGUUGUAAUCAUUUCAUUUUUCGCAUAGUGUUGUAUGUUCUGUCCUGUAUUGUAAAUACAAAUUGAUAAAUUGCCUUAAAAGGAAUAUUUAAUUGUUUACGAGUGUCUCUCUUUGUGAUGUCUAUUAGGUUUCAAUAUUAAUCUAAUUGAAGCUACAGCACCUCGAAUCGUGCUAGCUGAGUGGAUUCAUUAGUACGUAUUCCGGUUCAUUCACAAUGCUAUCGUAGUUCUGUCUUUAAAGUUGUUAGAGGAGGGAAAACUUGCUAUUACG
This is a messenger RNA of Dreissena polymorpha, 3073 nucleotides long. RefSeq lists its product as uncharacterized. The transcript is spliced from 2 exons. The record is from RefSeq and is a predicted model, not a curated record. Bases 22 to 2217 code for a protein of 731 amino acids. NCBI's taxonomy places the organism in Eukaryota, Metazoa, Mollusca, Bivalvia, Myida, Dreissenidae.